GGGGCGGCCAGGCGCCUCCCCGCAACCCGCGCCGCUCUCGCCGGAGCGCCGGCGGCCGGGCAGAGGGGCCCGGUCCGGCAGCCGGGGCAUGGAGAGCCUGCUGGAGAACCCGGUGCGCGCCGUGCUCUACCUGAAGGAGCUCACCGCCAUCGUGCAGAACCAGCAGAGCCUCAUCCACACCCAGCGGCAGCGCAUCGACGAGCUGGAGAGGCGGCUGGACGAGCUGAGCACCGAGAACCGCAACCUCCGCGGGCAGCAGCCGGCCCCCGCCGAGCCCCCCGCCGCCCCCGCGCCGCCCCCGGGCCCUCCGGCCGAGCAGCCCCCGCCGCCGCCGCCGCCGCCGCCGCCGCCGGGCCAGCCCGAGCCGCUCCAGCACCACCAACAGCUCCCGGCGCCGCAGCCCGCGGGCAAAGCGGCGACCGCGGGGCCGGGCCGGGCCGCCGGGCACCAGCAUCCCGCUGCGCAGCCCCACCAGCACCCCGCCGAGAAGGACGGCAGGGAGAAGGGCUGCUGCUCCGCGCUGCUCCAGCACAAGGCCCCCCAGGCCAUCGGGAAAGGCAUCCUGAGCCGGAGACCGGAGAAUGAAACUGUUUUGCACCAGUUCUGUUGCCCAGCAGCUGAUGCAGAGCAGAAGCCUUCAUCUCCAGACUCUUCACCAAGUGAUGAUCCCAGCGGUUCCACAAGCAAGAAAGCCGGGUGUGAAACGGAGGAUCCGAAGGAGGCCGGCAGACAGAGUGGCCAGGAAGGCAGGUCCGACACCCAGACGCUAAAAGCCCAGCAUGAGGAACUCCAAGAAGAGCAGGCAGCGGGGUGUUCCCCUCUGGUGCAGAAGGCGAGCCUCCACCACACGGGCUCCCCAGUGAGAGUGCAGCGCAGCAAAGGGACGGCCUCGUGUUCCCAUGCAGCUGCCUCCGAUUAUGAGCUCUCCCUUGACCUAAAGAAUAAACAGAUUGAAAUGCUAGAGCACAAAUACGGAGGUCACCUGGUAUCUCGCAGGGCAGCCUGCACCAUCCAAACUGCUUUCCGACAAUAUCAGCUCAGCAAGAACUUUGAGAAGAUCCGCAACUCACUGCUGGAGAGCCGCAUGCCACGCCGCAUCUCUCUGAGGAAAGUCCGGGUCCAGAACUCUGAAAGCUUCUCUGCUGAGAAAGCCCUAGUAGAGGGGUACAACUUUGUGGGCAUCCCGUUGGUGAGGUCCCCAUCUUUGCCAGCCACAAUCAGUGGAGCGCUGACUGAGCUGGAGGACUCCUUCACCGAACAAGUUCAGUCCCUGGCCAAGUCUAUUGAUGAUGCUCUGAGCACCUGGAGCUUGAAGACCAUGUGCUCACUGCAGGAUGGGGGCUCGUACCAGAUAAGAGAGACCUUCAGUGCCAGUUCAGUGCAACCAAACCAAGACUUAGAAGCUGAGUUGCAGGACAAGGAGAAGGAAGAAGGGCUUCUGCCAGAUACCCUACCUAAGAGCAGCAGCACUCUCAUGAUGGCUUUUCGAGAUGUCACAGUCCAGAUUGACAACAAGAAUAUCUCUGUCUCAUCGUCUACCUCGGUGUCCAUGGCAAACUGCCUGAGCAGCAAUGCCCAGGCUGGGCUCUCUCAAGCCUCCAAGUCUGAAGAAAGCCCAGGAGAAGGGGAGGGAGAAGACAGUGAACCGCAGGCUGCCCCAGAGUGCUUACCUGAGACAGAAGCUCUCCAGAACAGCCACACUUUCACUGAAGUGAACAUUAGCACCAAUGGCAUGGGGGACAGCAAUGAGGAGCCUGGGCAGAUGGCAGUGCAGAAGCUCCAGUUUGAUGCUAACAACGAGACGGGGCAAAGCAAAGGCUCUGAAUCUGAGAAUGCAGACAACUCAGAGCAGCUGAGCAGCAGCAGCACCUCCACUUCAGCAAAGUCAGCCUCUGAGGUGUCCUCAAAAGAAGCACUGCAAGCCAUGAUCCUCAGCCUCCCACGGUACCAUUGUGAGAACCCAGCUAGCUGCAAGUCCCCCACACUUUCCACAGACACCAUGAGGAAACGCCUCUACCGCAUUGGGCUGAAUCUCUUUAAUAUAAACCCAGACAAAGGGAUCCAGUUCCUGAUCUCCCGGGGCUUCAUCCCAGACACUCCCAUUGGGGUGGCACACUUCCUGCUCCAGCGGAAGGGCCUCAGCCGCCAGAUGAUUGGGGAGUUCCUGGGCAACAGCAAAAAACAGUUCAACAGGGAUGUCCUGGACUGCGUGGUGGACGAGAUGGACUUCUCAGGCAUGGAGCUGGAUGAAGCGCUGCGGAAAUUCCAGGCCCACAUCCGUGUGCAGGGGGAGGCACAGAAGGUUGAGCGGCUAAUUGAGGCCUUCAGCCAGAGGUACUGCAUGUGUAAUCCAGAUGUGGUCCAGCAGUUUCACAACCCAGACACCAUCUUCAUCUUGGCCUUUGCGAUCAUCCUCCUCAACACGGACAUGUACAGCCCCAACAUCAAGCCUGACAGGAAGAUGAUGCUGGAGGACUUCAUUCGCAAUCUGAGAGGAGUGGAUGAUGGUGCUGACAUCCCACGGGAGCUGGUGGUGGGGAUCUAUGAGAGGAUCCAGCAGAAAGAACUAAAAUCCAAUGAGGACCAUGUGACUUAUGUCACCAAGGUGGAGAAGUCUAUAGUUGGAAUGAAAACGGUUCUCUCUGUGCCCCAUCGCCGAUUGGUCUGCUGCAGCCGCUUGUAUGAAGUGACUGAUGUGAACAAAGUGCAGAAGCAAGCAGCUCACCAGAGGGAAGUUUUUCUCUUCAAUGACCUGCUAGUGAUCCUCAAGCUUUGCCCCAAGAAGAAAAGCUCCUCGACCUAUACAUUUUGCAAGUCUGUUGGCCUGCUGGGCAUGCAGUUCCAUCUCUUUGAGAAUGAAUAUUACCCCCAUGGCAUCACACUGGUGACUCCAGUUUCGGGCUCAGAGAAGAAACAGGUACUGCACUUCUGUGCUCUGGGAGCCGAGGAAAUGCAGAAAUUUGUGGAAGAUUUGAAAGAGUCAAUAGCAGAAGUGACAGAGCUGGAGCAGAUACGUAUUGAAUGGGAGCUGGAGAAACAGCAAGGGGCAAAGACUCUCUCACUACGGAGCAAUGGAGCCCAGAUAGAACCACAGUCCAAGCAGAGCUCACCAACAGGCAAGAAGGAUUUGGGGGAGAAGGUCUCGGACAGCACAGUGGAGGUGUCAAUUCACAACAGGCUUCAAACGUACCAGCACAACUCCGCCCUGGGGCCCGAGAGUGGAAUGCAGCCCAGCAUGCGUCUUAACAUGCCACGGGAACGGCUGGAGACAGCACUGGUGCCCUCACACCCCGCCUCGGCGGGGACACUUGUACAGUGCCAGCAGAUUGUCAAAGUCAUUGUCUUGGACAAGCCGUGCCUCGCUCGAAUGGAGCCGGCCCUCAACCAGACUCUGACACGCUACGUCACCUCCGAUUCCUGCACCUCCACCCCCUGGCGCGGUGUGGGCAGUGGGCUCCCCGGGACCCCCAUGAAGCUGGUCCAUCAGCCUCCCCUGCCACCUCCACCUCCUCCCUACAACCACCCCCAUCAGUAUUGCCCCCCCAGCUCCCUGCUUCAGAGGCGCAGGUACUCCAGUGGCUCGCGGAGCCUCGUGUAGCCACACCACCAGCACCAGAACAGCACAGACUCCCCCGCUUCCCAGCCCCACCGCCUCCCUGGGACCCUUUCUGCCUACAGAGAUCUAGUUUGUGAUUUAUUUUUUAGUAAAAGAAAAAGAAAAGAAAAAAAAAGAGCUAACUCUUACCCUGUCUCCCCUCAAGAUGAUGCUAAUCAUGAAGAGCCAUCUGUAGAACCUGCCAACCUACACGCUUACAUAUCCUCCCACCCUGCCAGCCCCGCUGGCCCCCUGUGCUCAUGCCAUCCCCACGUAGCACUUUGCUGCCCUGUUCCUGAGAGGCUUGAUGACCUGCUGCUUUCUAGGCACUGUGUCUUCCGUUUGCUACUCCUUGAUCUUCUUUCCUGCCUUGCAUUUACCUGGCCAUAGGUUUAUACCCACCCUGAAACUUCGCCAGCCUCAGAGAGAAACUGACUCACCCGUGCCAAGGAAAGAUGCUGGGGCACUCCCAGGGAUGGAGUUCCCCCUGCCACCACUGCUGCUGCCUGCUAAGCUGGAGCUGAGAGCCUGUUCCACUUGCCAUGCUUUCUCCUCAUCGCUCUUCAAGUAUUAUCUCCUUGCAGCAGCUGGUUCCAGGCGAGGGAGUGCAAGAAUGGAAGAGAGCUUGAGAGGAGGAGAGACUGUCCUAAGCUGAAGUACAACGCAAAGAUGGCCUCAUUCUGAACACCAAAACUCUUUGUUUCUGUUAUGUUGGAGCAUUGUACCAGAGACCUCUGCUGAGACCUAGCAGACCACAUCAUGUGUAAAUACACCUGUAUGGUAGAGUAUGUAUGGUGCAUGCUUACUAAAGGAAACACUAAGCAGUUCUGAGAGAGCAGAAGGGAGAGAUUGAGCCCAGGGAUCUCCCCUGGGAUGGAUGCGCAGUUUUCCAAAGAGAUGGCACCAAGAGGUGACCUCCCACCUCAAAACACACACACACACAAGAAGAUUGUCUUUUCUAGCAAGAAACAGACCCACCUCUGCUUUUCUCAUUCUAGCUGGUUUUGUGUUUCCUUCCCAUCUGCUUUUAUGCACUUUGAAAGCAAAUCUAAGUGUUAUGUUCACCUCCUGGGGGUGGAUGGUUCCUUCACUUGGGCUCUUCCUCCUGUGCUAGGGGGAAAAGGCUUUUUGGAGCCCACUCACAUGAGCUGCCAUCUGUAUCUCUUGCCUGGCUAUGCCAUUGCCUCCCUCAGCCCUUCCCAUAGAAAAGCUGCACACCAAGGCCCCUUCUCCUCUCUUCCUCUCUAUCCCAGCUUCAAAGUGAGGGGAGGGGAAGAUCUUGAGAUAGAGAUGACAGCUCAGCUUCUCUUCUUUAUUGGGGACAUUGAUGUGAAAGAAGACAGCAUUAAAAAUGAGCUACGGCUGUAUUUUUAGAAAAAAAAGAAAUCUUUUUGAGCAGUAGGGAGGGGAAGGUAUUAAUUAGCUUAAAGGCUUUGGUUUCACUCACUCAUUCUAUCUCCCUUCGAGGCUUAAGAAGAUCAACUUUAGGAUUUUAAAAUAGGACAGUACGCCUUUUAGGGCCCUUAUUUUUAUUUUAAUAGGGAAAGAAAGAAAUGGUCUUCUUUCCUGAACGAGUUUGAGGGAUGAGCACCGGCUGUUGGUUGGGUGAGGAGAGGUGAGGAGUGUUGGCAGUAGUGUAGAUGUGCAAAAUGUCAGGGAAAAGGGAUGGUGAAGACAUGCAGGAAAUAUAUUUUUCACUUCUUUGUAUGGUAAAAUCCACACAGCAGCAACACUCCAGGAUUCUCACCUCUGGGGCUUAUUACCAGUGAAAGAAUGCAUUAGGGCCUGCCCCCCACCAGUGAUCUUUGGAUGUCCCUUGGCUCUGCUGAAGCACUCAGAUGAAAGAAUUCAUUUCUGUGACCUGAACGUACACCCAGCUGGGGUUAAGGAAGCAGGGAAGGGCUGUGGUGAAGACUGCCCUGUGCUGGCCAGUCCUGCAGGGCAGCGGCCUGCUCGGCUCCAGGUCUGCUGGUUUCUGAGCCUGACCCCUACACCCAGAUCUGCCAACAGACCUGUCUUGGUUGUUUACUUAGCUGUCUGGAGAUGGGCACCAGACUGAUGCUUUUACAUGCAGUAGCAGAUGUAUUGAUCGGGAACAAACAGGCAUAGCCUCAGGGAGGCCCGUGGAAGCAGAAGACUGAAAGAUUUGGUAGAAAGCCCUUAGUACAAGCUCAGUCUCCCUUCAGACCAGAGAAGCUUUCUCCUACUCAACCUCCAGGGACAACAAGGAUGCUCCACCUUUCUGAGCCAGUCCCUUGAAAGGUCCUUGCCCACUUUAUCGGCACAUGGCUCCAGGCAGGGCUCAGUCCCUCAGACUGCAUCCUGCUGUGAGACACGGCUGCCCUGGUCUGCUGCUGGAUCCAUCCCAGGUGGCACUACGCCACGAGACAGCAGCUGUAACCUCACCCGACCCACCUGCAGCUUCAUGGGAAAGCUUAUAGAAUCACCAAAUCACAGGUGUUGGAAAAGACCACUAAGGUCAUUACGUGUGGCAUUUGCCCCUGGCUGGCCAACGCAACGUGUGGCUGCCCUAUUCUGCUUCCUGCUGAGGUACAAGGGGGUAUCCAAGAGGUAGUGGCACUGCCCUGGCCUCCCAGCAGUCGCUUCCUUGCCUGAGAGGAAUGGCAGCACUCAGUUGUUUAUUUUUUUCCCAGAGUGCAAUGAACCACUGCAGGUCUGUAUGUGUGCGUGCGUGUGUGUGUGUGUUAAAUAAAUUAGGCUUUACUUGACAUUUAACACGAAGUGACAACAACAAAAACCUUAAGGUACUUGAUGAAAUAAUUUUUUUGGGAUAAAAUAUUUACAACGCCUAUGAAGUUCCUACAAGAGAGAUUUGCUGCUUUAAUAAUUGAUUGGGAAAGCAACAAGAAUGUAAAAAAAAAAAAAAGAAGAAGAAGGCAGGAAGCUUCCGUGAGACUCCCUCCGUAAUGCUGGGUGAAGGGCGGAUGUGAAUUAGCUGAAGUGCCAAAAUACCUGCGGCACAACCGUCUCUCAGGGCAAGGCGGAUCCGCUUUCCUGACCCUGCAAAGGCUGCUGCUGGCCUCCAGCUUCGGGCAGAGAAGCAGAGAGAACCUUUGCUUCUCGCAUCUUCUGUUGGGGUUGGCCAGAGAGAUACCAAACCGCUUCAUUUCAGGGUCAGGUGGAACAGGUUGCCCUAAGUUCUACUGUGUAGCUGAGCCCUUCGGACUUCACUUCAAAAUACGGAUUGUUUUUCCUUUGAAGGUUGGUCUAGAAGGACGACAAGCACCUUAAAGCAUGUCAGCACCUCAUCUGAUCUAUUGUGUUGUCUGCUUCCACAGCCCUCCCACGUGCGAGCGCAGACACAGACGCAGUGUAGACGUAGUGCUGUGAGUAGACACCCUUGCACACAAACUAGUUGCUGACGGGGCGCAGACAAGAACAAGCAUGUCAGUGACAGCCUCAGUGACAGCCUCAUGAAGGACAAAACGUGCACUGCAGCUCACCAAAGAAAAAUCGCCAGCUGUUGGCUGCGGUGAUUCCGAUGGUGAAGCUGGCACAACCCUUCAGGUGUUGGGAUCAGGCAGGAAGACGCCGCAGAGGUUAGGUCAACCCUAAAGAAUGGUGGCUUUUUGCUGCUGAGUUCUUAUCCUUCUGUGUUAAAGAAGGAGGGGAGGAGAAAGGAGAAAGCCAAGACAGAGCAUUCUGCAGCAAGCGUCUGGUGCUCAGUGGCCGGGCAGGAAGGUGGCCGUGCUGGAAGGUGGAACAGAGCAAGGUGUUAAUGAGGUCUCACAGCUGUGUUAUGCAAACCAUCACUGUCAUGAUUCUCUCUUGGCUCACGCUGGAGCAGGUCCAGUGAAAUUGAUUUGCUUAUAGCAAGAGCAAAGGGGUGGGAAAAAUCUGGCAGUAGGAUCAGGCUUAGCACAAACAAGCUGGGUUUAAUGCAGUGUUUGUCUGCUGCUGUUGUGCUUUUAAUGCUAUAGACUGGGCCACUGUGGUAGCAGCAGUCAGUGUUUCCUGCAAGACCUGCAAAGCACUGCUUGUGUUUUCACACAUCCCUGUAGAUGAAAGUUGUGAGCAUGGUCCACAGGCAGCUUUUCACCAAUACUCAGUCUUCUUCACAAAAAGUACUCCAAGAUUUGGGAAGCGUUCGAGGGCCUCUGAGCCGGAAGAGUUCGGUUGUAUGUUUUUCAGAAGGCUUAACCUGCGACUACCUGCACGUGUUGGUGAGGUUUCCGAAACAAAUCUGAGCCCUAUAUCCAGCAAGCUGCUGCUUGGGAAGAGUCUCUGCUUUGAACUGAGAGCUGCUGAGCAGGUCCUGCCUCCCCCCACCGCCGCCUCACUGUGCCCGCGUGGGCUCCGGGACUGUGUUUGUGAGCUCGAGCUGUCCGCGUCCUGCCCGCUCCCCACAGCCCUGCCUGGGACAGCAGCUUCGGAGUCACCCAGCUCUUCAGCACUAGUCACCACCCCAUCUGAAUGUGUCUUUAAAAAAACCAACAACGAAGUUACCAACAGACGUGUUACCUGUGUGUAGGCUGUUGAAAGCACCUGUCUGUCUGUACCUGUUUUCUGCUGUAAAUAUCACUGAGAAAAGCUUCCUUUGGGGAAAGUGGUGUGGUCACACCUAGCUAAGAGUCCAAACGGCUAUUUUGUAACAAACCAACAGAAAUAGAUCAGAGGUAUUUUAUCUGUUCGAUUAUAAUAGAGUUUUAGAAAUUAUAUUGAGAUAUGUCA
Messenger RNA from Gallus gallus (chicken), 8287 nucleotides. It is a transcript of the gene IQSEC3, whose product is annotated as IQ motif and Sec7 domain 3. Gene Ontology annotation, molecular function: protein binding; guanyl-nucleotide exchange factor activity. Bases 89 to 3598 code for a protein of 1169 amino acids. The record is from RefSeq and is a predicted model, not a curated record. Gene Ontology annotation, biological process: actin cytoskeleton organization; regulation of ARF protein signal transduction. The transcript has 14 exons. NCBI's taxonomy places the organism in Eukaryota, Metazoa, Chordata, Aves, Galliformes, Phasianidae.